Molecule: messenger RNA, 735 nt
Organism: Peronospora matthiolae
Lineage: Eukaryota; Oomycota; Peronosporomycetes; Peronosporales; Peronosporaceae
Source: the annotation of a GenBank genome assembly
AUGAGCCAACGAAUCAAGAGUGAAAAAGGACAUCUGAGCCAGCGAAUCAAGAGUGAAGAAGGACACGUGAGCCAAGGGAGAGAGUCAACCGUCCUUAACGUGAAAGCGGAAUACACGGGGUCGUCACGCUAUGCCUCGGCAGAAUCAGAAAUGGACUCAGACGAGUCCUUUGGGAUGCAGCGGAUGUCGCUGGGACCGACAGGGGCAGCAAUGCUUGAAAACAAGCUCGACCCGGCUAAAAGUGGAAUACGAUCAACUCAAAUUCCGGGUUCACAAAAUGCAAACACGGUGAAGCCAAGCCAGUUGCAAUUAUGUUUCGAAGCCGCCAUGGACAAAUUCAUUCGCGAUCGCGAAGAACAAGGAGCUAACUACCCGAUCGUCCCGGACGUCGACAUGGAGUCAGUAGACUCAUACCGCGAUCGACUGGGAGAACAUGAGUCAGAUCGCAGGGAAUUAUAUGAUCUAAGACGACCACAAGUGGCAACUGCAGGAACCGCCCCUACGGAAGAUUUCAGCGCACAGAGGAUUAGAUUGUCGGCGAUGGCCGAUCUGAAAGAAUUUUCAGUACGUGACCAAGACGAAGAACGUGCUAGAGGUUGGUUUAACAAGAUGAAGACUGCCUUUCUACGCGAUCAGGCUCCAGAAGACGAGAAAUGUCUGGUAUUUGGAGACCUGCUCACAGGACCUGCCCGAAAUUGGUACAGCCAAUUGAGCCGAUCGACCCGCAAUGAUUAG